AUGAAUUUAGCUAGUGGUUCGGGUGAUUCGUAUGUUGGGACAAUUAAUGGUUAUAUAACACAAAACGAACCCGGCACGUCAAGACAACCAGUCAAAUUGCAGGGGAUACUUAACAAUCAACAGAAAGUUGCUAUAGGUCUUUUAGAUACUUUGGGUCAUUUAGGUAACAUAGAUACUUUAGGUCGUUUAAUAAACAUAAUAUGUAGUAGGUAUAAAUACAGGUGGCCAUCUCUAAGGGAUCCCACUAAUUAG
Messenger RNA from Scutellospora calospora, 252 nucleotides. NCBI's taxonomy places the organism in Eukaryota, Fungi, Glomeromycota, Glomeromycetes, Diversisporales, Gigasporaceae. The record is from the annotation of a GenBank genome assembly.